CCACUGCAAAAUACUAGUAACAAUGUCUCAGACAACAUAUAUGGCCCCUGUAGGCACUCUCGGCUUCUCGCUGCCGUUGAUCAUCCUCUUGGCUUCUCUUUCGGCGCUACUAGCUACUACACCUAACGACGACAUGGAAGCGCUGCUCUGCCUCAAGCACCACCUCUCAGCCUCAUCAGACCCUACGGGGACACUACCUUCAUGGAAGAAUGAUUCCACGCAGUUCUGCAGUUGGUCCGGCGUGACAUGCAGCAAGAGACACUCGUCCCGUGUUGUUGCACUGGACCUUGAGUCACUCGACCUCCAUGGCCAAAUACCUCCUUGCAUCGGCAACCUCACGUUCCUCACAAGGAUCCACAUGCCAAACAACCAGCUGCAGGGUCAGAUCCCGGCUGAGCUUGGCCAGUUAAACCGGCUGCGGUACAUUAACCUCAGCUCCAACAAUUUUAUCAGCGGCGAGAUCCCGGAGACUGUCUCAUCGUGCCUUGCCUUGCAGGCCAUCGAUCUUUCGAGGAAUUCCCUCAGCGGAAGCAUCCCCGAAGGUCUGGGGAGCCUCCUCGGCAACCUCUCGGAUUUACGCCUUUCAGGUAACCAUCUGACGGGCAGCAUUCCAGCUUCACUUGGAAGCAGCUCCUCCCUUGUCUCCGUUGUUCUCAACAACAACAGCCUCACUGGACCCAUCCCGUCGCUACUAGCUAACAGUUCGUCGCUCCAACGACUGGGGCUAAGAAACAACCGUCUCAGCGGACUCAUUCCCCAGUCGCUGUUUAACAGCACGUCGCUUGAGAUGCUAGUGCUUGCAGGGAACAGCUUUGCUGGGCCCAUACCUGCUGUCUCAAACACCGUCGUUGACUCGCCGCCGCCGCCCUUGCAGUAUCUGAUACUGGACUCGAACGAUCUAACAGGGCCCUUGCCUUCCACUCUAGGGAACCUCACUUCUCUCCUCUGGCUCACGCUUGGGGGUAACGGUUUUCAUGGUAGCAUCCCGACGAGCCUGGGUGCACUCGUGAACCUGCAAGUGCUGGACAUGACUAACAAUGCUUUGUCGGGGACUGUUCCGGCCUCCAUCUACAACAUGUCAGCGCUCACACACCUCGGCAUGGGCAUGAACAAUCUCACCGGGGAAAUCCCAGCUAACGUUGGGUAUAGCCUUCCGAGAAUCGUGAACCUGAUCAUGGCUCGAAACAAGUUCACUGGCCAAAUCCCUGUUUCGCUGACCAAGGCCACCAAUCUCCAGAUCAUUAAUCUCUGGGACAACGCACUUACUGGUACUGUCCCUUUGUUCGGAGCCUUGCCCAACUUAGUCGAGCUGGAUCUAACGAAGAACCAGCUCGAAGCUGGCCGGGACUGGUCGUUCUUGACAUCCUUGACAAAUUGCACGCAGCUGGUGACUCUGUACCUGGACAGAAACACUCUCGGAGGAGUCUUGCCGAAAUCCAUAGGGGACCUGCCCAGUGGACUGGAGGUGUUGUUUUUAAGUGCGAAUGGAAUAUCUGGCACCAUCCCCAAUGAGAUAGGACGCCUAAAAAACCUCAAGCUUCUUUAUCUGGACAGGAACCUCCUUGCUGGAAGUAUUCCCUACUCCCUAGGGCAUCUUCCGAACAUGUUCGCGUUAAACUUAGCGCAGAACAAACUCUCAGGGCAGAUUCCAGCCUCUCUCGGUAACCUAAGCCAGCUUAGCGAGCUCUACUUGCAAGAAAACCACUUGAGUGGCCCGAUACCAGGUGCUUUAGGACGCUGCAAGAACUUAGACAAGCUGAACCUCUCUUGUAACAGCUUUGGCGGUGGCAUACCGGAGGAGCUGUUUACUCUUUCUUCCCUCUCUAACGAACUGGACUUGUCGCACAACCAACUCUCAGGAGAGAUACCACUAGAGAUCGGCAGCUUCGUCAACCUUGGCCUACUAAAUAUUUCUAACAACAUGCUGGCCGGACGAAUACCGUCCACUCUAGGUCAGUGUGUGCAUCUCGAGUCCCUCCACAUGGAGGGGAACCUACUUGAUGGUAGGAUCCCACAAUCGCUCCAAGGAUUACGAGGCCUCGUUGAGAUGGACAUGUCUCGGAACAACUUGUCUGGUGAAAUCCCGGAGUUCUUUGAAACAUUUAGCUCCAUGAAGCUUCUCAACCUGUCCUUCAACGACCUCGAGGGACCAGUUCCAACAGGUGGGAUAUUUCAGGAUGCACGGGAUGUGUUUGUUCAAGGGAACAAGGACCUAUGUUCCAGUACCCACUUGCUACAGCUACCACUUUGCACUACAGAUACUACAUCUAAACGGCAUAGGCACACCUCCUCCUAUGUUCUGAAGUUAGUAGGAUUUACAGCUCUUUCUUUAGUCUUGCUAUUAUGCUUUGCGGUCGUCCUUUUAAAGAAGAGAAAGAAGGUUCAGCAAGUAGACCAUCCAUCCAGCAUGGAUUUGAAGAAGUUUACGUACGCUGGGCUAGUCAAAGCAACUAACAGUUUUUCCUCAGACAACUUGGUGGGCUCAGGAAAAUGUGGAUUGGUGUAUAAGGGAAGAUUUUGGGAUGAGGAACAUGUAGUUGCCAUCAAAGUAUUCAAACUUGAUCAACUCGGAGCACCAAACAGCUUCCUCGCUGAAUGUGAGGCCCUGAGGAAUACUAGACACCGCAAUCUCGUGAAGGUGAUCACUGCAUGCUCGACGAUUGAUUCAGAGGGACAUGAUUUCAAGGCCGUCAUUCUUGAGUACAUGUCUAACGGCAGCCUGGAGAACUGGCUCUAUCCGAAAUUGAACAGGUAUGGAAUUCGAAAACCGUUAAGUUUGGGCUCCAGAAUAGAAAUCGCAGCGGACAUAGCCUGUGCUCUGGAUUACCUCCAUAACCAUUGCGUUCCCGCUAUAGUCCAUUGUGACUUGAAACCCAGCAACGUACUUCUUGAUGAUGCCAUGGUUGCACACCUUGGUGACUUUGGAUUGGCUAAGCUUCUUCACACUUGUAGCUAUUCAAUUACUCAUAGUUCUUCUACAAGCUUGAUUGGACCAAGAGGAUCAAUCGGAUACAUUGCACCAGAGUAUGGCUUCGGGAGCAAACUCUCUACACAGGGCGAUGUCUAUAGCUAUGGAAUCACCGUCUUAGAAAUGCUCACAGGGAAGCGCCCCACAGAUGAGAUGUUUUCUAAGGGUUUGACCCUUCACAAAUUUGUGAAGGAAGCAUUUCCUCAAAAGAUUCAUGAAAUUCUCGAUCCUUCUAUAUUCCCGGUUACAAGAGAUGGUGAUAAUCACACAACGGAUGAAAUAACCAGAAGCAUCAUGAACCUUCUUAAGAUCGGUAUCUCGUGCUCUGCAGAUGCACCAACAGACCGACCAACAAUAGAUGAUGUUUAUGCUAAAGUCAUCACAAUCAAAGAAACAUUUUUAGAUCUAUGCCACUAAGGAAUGGAACAAUCAUUUUUACUAUUU
This is a messenger RNA of Zea mays, 3412 nucleotides long. RefSeq lists its product as uncharacterized. Bases 23 to 3385 code for a protein of 1120 amino acids. Gene Ontology annotation, molecular function: ATP binding; receptor serine/threonine kinase binding; protein kinase activity. The record is from RefSeq and is marked validated. The transcript is spliced from 2 exons. Gene Ontology annotation, biological process: protein phosphorylation. Lineage: Eukaryota; Viridiplantae; Streptophyta; Magnoliopsida; Poales; Poaceae.